UCGCACCACUUUUGUUGCAAGAGAAGGGAAAUUCUUUGUCCAACUAAUCUUUUAUGAAAAUUAUACAAUACAAGUGGUCGAUACAAGCUUGGACACGGAUGAUUGCAACUCUCUUCCUCUUAGUUCUUUAUAUUAUAUAGAUGCAAAAACUCGUCCAUCUGAUUUCAAUCAAGCUGAUUUCAAUCAAGCUUGCACUAUUGAAGCGAAGGCGCCAAUUAAGGUUAAGAAUAUAAUAGGCAUGUCUACGCUGGAUAUCUACAAAAAACUAUUAGAAGGUUUUUGGGUCGAAUGGGAUAGAUGCAUGCAGUUACCAGAGCUGCUAUAAACCAGAUGUGUUAAAAGAAGUAUUGCCAAGGUUGAAAUUUGCCUUCAGAAACUAUAUGGACAGCUUUGUACAUUUCCUUUUCCAUGGCCCCCAUGUCUACUACAAUGUCAAUCAUUCUAUACCAAGAAGAACUUAUAUUCUCUGUUUGGGAAUAACAGGUGGAAUUAUCUUUUUGAGGUCAUUUCCUGGGAUAAUUUGUUUGUUUGCUCUUGUUACGUACAAAUGGAGAAGAAGACAUUUAUCCAUGGAUGAUACAAUCGAAGAGUUCCUUCAAAGUCAAAAUAAUCUGGUGCCGAUAAGGUAUUACUUUAAUGAAAUAAAAAAAAUGUCUACAAAUUUUAAAGAUAAAUUAGGUGAAGGGGGUUAUGGCUCAGUGUUUAAAGGAAAGCUUCGUAGCGGGCAUCAUGUGGCAAUAAAAUUGUUGGGUAAGUCAAAAGGUAAUGGCCAAGAUUUCAUAAAUGAAGUUGCUUCUAUUGGUAGAAUUCAUCAUGCCAAUGUGGCAAAACUUAUUGGAUUUUGUGUGGAGGGAUCAAAGCAAGCUCUGGUAUAUGACUUCAUGUCUAAUGGAUCUUUAGAUAAAAUCAUAUUUACAGAAGAAAAUAAGAACACUUUGGGCCGGAAAAAAAUGUUUGAUAUUGUGCUUGGGGUGGCUCAAGGAAUUCAUUACUAUCAAGGAUGUGACAUGCAAAUUCUACAUUUUGAUAUCAAGCCACACAAUAUUCUUCUUGAUGAGAAUUUUAAUCCAAAAGUUUCUGAUUUUGGUCUUGCUAAAUUGUAUUCAGUAGAUGAUAGCAUUGUCUCUCUCACUGCGGCACGAGGAACGAUAGGAUAUAUUGCUCCUGAAUUGGUUUACAAAAAUCUUGGAGGAAUCUCAUCCAAAGCUAAUGUUUAUAGUUUUGGAAUGUUACUGAUGGAAAUGGUAGGAAGGAGAAAGAAUGUGAAUGCAUUUGCUGACCACACUAGUCAGAUCUAUUUUCCAUCUUGGAUUUAUGACCGAUUAGAUCAAGGAGAGGACAUAGAGCUAGGAGAUGUUUCUGACGAUGAAAAAGUAAUGGUGAAGAAGAUGAUAAUAACUGCCUUUUGGUGUAUACAAUUACUGCCUUCUGAUCGUCCUUCAAUGAGUAAAGUCUUGAAGAUGCUUGAAUCUGAUGUUGAACUCCUUGAGAUGCCUCCUAAGCCAUUCCAUCAACUUCCUCUUGAAACAUCAUGUGAGAACUCUAACGAUGAGUCAAGUAAAUCAUUGGAUAUUGGUACUAUAACAAGUUAAAAUAUUGUAUGAGGUUUGAAACAUUUUACUUCAUUUUAGCUUUA
This is a messenger RNA of Gossypium raimondii (Peruvian cotton), 1636 nucleotides long. RefSeq names its product rust resistance kinase Lr10-like. Gene Ontology annotation, biological process: protein phosphorylation. Gene Ontology annotation, molecular function: protein kinase activity; ATP binding. The record is from RefSeq and is a predicted model, not a curated record. NCBI's taxonomy places the organism in Eukaryota, Viridiplantae, Streptophyta, Magnoliopsida, Malvales, Malvaceae. The transcript is spliced from 5 exons. Bases 381 to 1592 code for a protein of 403 amino acids.